Molecule: messenger RNA, 884 nt
Organism: Bactrocera oleae (olive fruit fly)
Lineage: Eukaryota; Metazoa; Arthropoda; Insecta; Diptera; Tephritidae
Source: RefSeq, a predicted model, not a curated record
CUUUAAUUGUGCGUUUCCUCACUAAACGUUAUAUCGGAGAAUAUGAUCAUCAAACAGAAAAUCGAUAUAAACAUGAAGCGAUGGUGGAGGGGGAGCCGGUGCUGUUCGAAUUACUAGACACAUGCCCCAAGGCUAAUGAUGAGUUUCCCAACGCCGCUGAGUUGGUGCAAUGGGCCGACGGCCUUCUGCUCGUCUACUCCAUCACCGAUCGCAACUCGUUUAAUUACAUACGACGCGCCAAAUCAGACCUACAAUCCGAUACACCAGUGCAAUUAGUAGCCAAUAAAGUGGAUAUGGUGCAUUUGCGUCAAGUUAGUCGGGAUGAAGGUGAAAUCCUCGCAAAAGACUUUGAGUGCAAAUUCAGCGAGGUCUCAGCGGCGGAUCAUGUCGAUCAGGUGGCCGAAGUAUUCCACGAACUAUGCAAGGAGGUGCUGGCGUCGAAGCGUAAGUCGAAACAGAGCCUUUUGGAGCGUAUGCUGGGCGGCGCACGACCCUACAGUCGAGGGAAGAGUGACAGCAAUCUGCCGAAGGACUGAUAAAUACUGGUAACAGCUUGGCGGCGUCUUGAAAACAGACCGAGAGCGGCCAAGCAUGCUUAAAGUUGGCGUGAAACGCACACACUUCAAGCGUCUCGGUUAAUCAGUCGACGUUCGUAGGGUUAGCGAAUUUUUAAUAAUUUCAAAUAUAAUUGUGUUAACCUAUUUUUAUGUAGCGUAUAAUUUAAUCGAACUUUAUUUAAUACGUUUGGCAAUGCACGAAUUUUUGUAAUUAAAAUAAGCUUUAAAAUAAAAUAUACAAACAUAUUUGGUAAGGAAAUUUAAUUAACAUUGAAACUAAGCGUAUAGUAGUAUUUAACGAGGAUAUAAUAAAGGUGACUGAACUUA